Messenger RNA from Lasiodiplodia theobromae, 1923 nucleotides. RefSeq names its product Mannose-6-phosphate receptor binding protein. The coding region runs from base 1 to 1923 and encodes 640 amino acids. Gene Ontology annotation, cellular component: endoplasmic reticulum lumen. The transcript is spliced from 4 exons. The record is from RefSeq and is a predicted model, not a curated record. Gene Ontology annotation, biological process: retrograde protein transport, ER to cytosol; endoplasmic reticulum unfolded protein response. Lineage: Eukaryota; Fungi; Ascomycota; Dothideomycetes; Botryosphaeriales; Botryosphaeriaceae.
AUGAUCAAAUUCUCCAAUGAUUGCUUUGCAGAGGUGCAUACCACCACCGAUGCGCCGCCUGUCUUCACCGCCGCGAUGACCAGGCAUUUUUGGGCCCUGCCCGCAAUUGUCCAGCUCGCGCUGGCGAGCCAGGGUUCGUUCAGUGUACUGGACGACCUGCUCGCAUUCCCGCAGUACCAAGUCGUAUUCACCGACGCAGCCAUAUCCGAAGACCACGCCCGGUCACUACACGCCGCCUCGCCGUCCAAGCAGCAGCCCAUCGCCGAUGCCGCCGCGCAAGCCACCGUCGAGCUCUCUCACCACCGGCAAGAAGGCGACGACAACACCAACGGGGACAAGCUCUUCCGCGGUGACAAUGCGCCGCCGCAGCCCAACCCUUUCGCGGCGAAAGACCCCAACAGCCACCUUGGUGGUGACAAUGACGACGACGAUGACGAGUUCGCCGCCGUGUACGAGCGCAUGAUGCUGAACUCGCAGCCGUACCUCUGCCGCAUACCUCUCGUCGAUACGAGCGCGACGAAUAACGCCUCUUCGGCCAAUGGCACGGCAUCCGAAGCCGACGAGGAGAAAGAGCUGGCGCGGGCAAGCGACCGCGGUUGGGAGCUGCUGAAGGGCAUGCAGGGCAAUUGCAUUUACUUCUUGAGCGGGUGGUGGAGCUACAGCUUUUGCUACAACGAUAGCGUCAAGCAGUUCCACCAGCUGCCGCCUAGCCGCGGCGUGCCCAUUUACCCGCCCGUCGAGGAUGAGAGCGUGAGUAGCUUCAUUCUCGGGACUUUCCCGAAGGAAAACGAGAAUGGAAAGAAGGGCGAGGAGGGCGCGAAGGAGAGCGAAGGUGGUGCUAGUAGUGAGGAUGUGGACGACGAGGGCAUGCCGGUAGGAGGGAAGGAGAGGGAGGAGACGGGUGUGGCCAGGCUAGAGACGAAGGGCGAGACGAGGUACCUCGUGCAGAAGUUGACGGGUGGUACGACAUGCGACCUGACGGGGAAGCAGCGGAAGAUUGAGGUUCAGUUCCACUGUCACCCCAAUACUCCGGAUCGCAUCGGCAUGAUCAAGGAGGUUGCGACCUGUUCCUACCUCAUGGUCAUCUACACUCCGCGCCUGUGCAAUGACGUCGCCUUCCUCCCACCGCAGGAGAACCGCGCACACCCCGUUUCUUGCGCACCCAUCCUCUCAUCCGGCGCCGCCGCUGUGCCAUCCAUCACCCCUCGCCGCAAGUCCAAUCCCAUGCACAUCAUCCCCACCGACGAAGCCUCGGCCGAAACCGACAUCGACCUCCCCGACGCUCUCAAGUACGCAGAUGCCGCCGCAGGGGGCGAUCCCACCCAGCAACAACCGACGAGCAAGCCGCUGCCGACCAUCGGCGGCAUCGUUGUGGGCGCGCAGCAGCUCGUCGGCAAGCCCGGUUCCGUGAUCGAGAAGUCAGUCGUGGUGGGCGGUGGCAAGGAGACGCUAUUGGGCAUCGUUGCCGAAUCUCCGGGCGGGGGCCGCCCGCACAAGAUGAUGAGCACGGAGGAGCUGAAGGCGCUGAAGAUCAACGAUAAGGAGGAAGUAGAGAGACUGAGGAAACAACUUUCUAAGUUGGCCGGACGUAAGCCGUGGCGGUUGGAGCUGGUGGAUACACCGCGCGGGAAGGAAUUCAGGGGGAUUAUUGAGAAUGAUGAGGGUGAGGAUAGGGAAGACAAUGAGGGGAGGAAAGAUGGUGGCGAGGAGGGGAUGGAUCAGCAGCAGGGAGCUGAGAAUGGUGGUGGUGAGAAUGGCGGUUAUGAUGAGGGCGAGUGGGAAGACAUAUGGGAGUGGCAGUGGUUGGAUGAUCCGGAGGGCCAGUGGGGUGAUGAUAUGGGUGAGGACGGCGGCCGGUUCGAAGAGGAUGAAGGAGCCGAUCGUCAAGAAGGAAGCGAGGAGGUGUAUCAUGAAGAGUUGUAG